UACCGGUCUUGCUGGCGACUUUCAAGAAAUUGUCCAUCAUCUUCUCUCUUCAGUCAAAAGCAGGAUUAUUCUUCAUUCGAUUGAUAAUUUAAAAAAUGGAUCGUUGGAUACACCAGAGUCUGUCAGGACUCCUGGACUACCCAGUCACCGAGGAGAUGAUCCAGUACAUCCUGACGAUUGAGAACGAGAGGGAUUUGGAUGACUUCUUCAAGAAUUUCUUGGACACCAGCAAUCCCAAGCACAAAAACUUCAUAUUCGAACUCAAGAGGAGAAAGGCCCAUGAGAAUCAGUUCACUGGCUACAGGAAGCCCAACGACAGUGACAGCCUCCCCCAGAAGUCCAAGGACAAGAAAAAAUCAAAAUCAAGGGAGAAGGAAGUCGUCGAGUCCCCCCAGGAGCCCUUAAAACCAGAUAAACCAGAUAAGAGACGAAAAUUCGUCAAUUUAUAUUCAGUCGAGGGUAACAAAGUUGCUGUUCUCCUGAAGGGACGAGUCAAGUGCGACUGCGAGGCAAAAAUUCACACAUUAAUUAACAAUUGCUUGUCCUGUGGGAGAAUAGUUUGUACACAGGAGGGGGCAGGCCCCUGUUUCUUCUGUGGGGAGUUGGUUUGCACUCCCAAUCAACAGGCUCUCUUGUUAUCCAACUCCAAAGCCUCAGACAAUCUUUAUAAUAAAUUAAUGGGGGAUAACACUGGUAAAGCUGCGUUGAAGCAGAGGGACAAGCUUCUGGAGUACGACAGGAACAGCGCGAAAAGAACGCAGGUAAUUGAUGACGAGUCGGACUACUACCAGUCCAGCAAUAGUGUGUGGUUGUCCAAAGAGGAGAGAGCACAGAUGGAAAAGAGAGAGGCUGAGAUGAGGGAGAAAAAGUAUGGAUCUCGCUUAGAGAAGAAGUUCACAGUGGAUAUCUUUGGGAGGCAAGUCGUUGAGGAGGAGGACGAUGCUGAGGAUAUCUUCAAGAGACAGCUGGAGGUCCUGGAGAACACUGCAAGAAUGGCUGGGGGAGGGGAAGAGCUGAUCUGUCCGAAUUUCGAGUUCGAUCGGCCAGUGUACAUAAAGGGGAAUUUGUCGAAGAGCCUUUCCUCGAAAAAGUCAGCGGAAUCGACGAUUCAUCGAGUCCAGGAUAAAGAGCUCCUGGAGAUGGUGGACGAAGGCCUCUGUCUGUCGAUGCAUCAACCCUGGGCUUCUCUCCUCAUCGCUGGGAUAAAGAGACACGAGGGGAGGACAUGGUAUUCUUCUCAUCGAGGCAGAUUAUGGAUUCAUGCCGCCUCCAAGACCCCCUCUACCGAAGAAAUCUCCGGCCUUGAGCAUCGGUACAGAGUUCUAGUCGAUGAAAACAUCAAAUUCCCCCAGAAUUACCCCACGAAAGUCCUCCUGGGGUACGUCACAGUCCUCGAUGUCCUCCCUCAGACCGAAUAUCGCAAGGUUUAUCCUGAAGGGGAGUCAGACAGCCCCUACGUCUUCAUCUGCGAUGAUUUUCAUGAAUUACCGGUUAAAUUUCCCAUGCAGGGAAAAAUGAAAAUUUAUAAAUUGGAUAAGAAAAUUCAUCAGGCUGCGGUGAAGUGUGUAGAGCGUUUUUCCAAGGUGAAUACAUGAUAAUUAUUAACUUAAGCGCAUUGAGAGGAUUGAGAGAAGAUGAAGUUUGGAGAUCUAAAAAAAAUCUCUUCAAAAAUAAAUUACAAAUGAUUUUUCCAGAGUCUCGAUUAAU
Diachasma alloeum is the source of this 1707-nucleotide messenger RNA. RefSeq names its product activating signal cointegrator 1. Bases 96 to 1595 code for a protein of 499 amino acids. Lineage: Eukaryota; Metazoa; Arthropoda; Insecta; Hymenoptera; Braconidae. The transcript has 5 exons. Gene Ontology annotation, cellular component: nucleus. Gene Ontology annotation, molecular function: transcription coactivator activity; zinc ion binding. The record is from RefSeq and is a predicted model, not a curated record. Gene Ontology annotation, biological process: positive regulation of DNA-templated transcription.